UUAAAAGAUCUUUAUUUUUCAGUUAGGAACUUCGUUUGCGUGGUACGUGGUUACAGUGCAUUUAUGAGUGAGACGCGCGGCUACAGGAUAUACGCACCAGGGAAGUCAACAAACGCAUAGUUGGUUUUGGGGAAAGGUUUCUUGUUGACCUACAAUAUGAUACAUUUCAGUUUGUUUAAAAUACUCAACUUCCGAUCACCUUAAGAGGUUUGACUUUUUCAUCGUCCUACGUAGACUUAUGUAAGCCUAGAAGGUUACUAUGGCAAAUUUAACAAUGAUUACAUUUUACUUUAUAAAGUGAAUAUCUUAACUAAAUUUCAGUAGAUUACAAGGGUCUACUGAAUUGUUAAAAGCAGUUAAAACUGGUCAUGAUUAGUCUGGAGGGGACGACUUGAUGCCCAAGUAGGACCCGCCUCGACCUGGCUUGGUUACCUAGCAACAGUUAGUGUUGUACUCCAGAACCGUUGGAUAACGUAAGCGAGUUGACGCAUAGCGCUUACGUCCUCUGCGAUAAACCAGCUUUAGCAGUCAAAUGCAGUAAACUUAAACGAUGAUGACCGACACCUCCAUGCAUGUCGAGAGAACCCUUGCGCUCAUAAAACCAGACGUGGUUCACCUGGCGGAGGAGAUCGAGGACGUUAUCCUUGGAUCUGGCUUCACUAUUCUACAGAGGCGGAAGCUGCAGCUGAGCCCCGAGCAGUGCAGCGAUUUCUACGCGGAGCACUACGGGAAACUGUCUUUCCCCAGCUUGACGGUGUUCAUGAGCUCUGGACCAAUCAUCGCCCUGGCGCUGGCCCGCGAGAACGCUAUCGCCCAUUGGAAAGCCCUGAUUGGACCAGCCCAAAGAGCCAGAGCGUCAGAACCCGAAGGCCUGAGAGCCAAGUACGGCACGUCUGACCUGAGGAAUGCCCUCCAUGGCAGUGAGUCGAUGACUGCCGCUCAGAAAGAAAUCAAGUUCAUGUUCCCAGACUCGGUGUGUGAGCCGGUGCCCGUGGCCGAGGCCGCAGGAGACUACUUGUCCAAACACGUGAACCCCACUCUGAUCAUUGGACUGACUGAGCUCUGCAAACAGAAGCCCCUCGACCCUUGUAUAUGGCUGUCCCACUGGCUGAUGAGAAAUAAUCCAAACCAGCCCAAGAUAGAGGAUGCUGCCAUUGUGUAAGAAGCCGAAUAAAGAAGAGAAGAAUGUAUUUUAAGUAAAUUUAUGUAGUGAUUAAAGUUGUCUUCAGUGCAUUUUGUUUCAUUUUGAUUAACAGAAAAUGUAUAAUAGGGUACAACUGCCAUUCAAAUGUUCUCUACUUAUUCUAAUGUUGGUGAUUUGAUGCUGUUUUAACAUCCAUCUGCAUCAUGUAAGAAUGCAUUGUCAGCAUCAGGGAUCGGACACAUCUUUAGUUAGGAAGAACCAAAAACAGAAAAUAACUUGAAAUGGUUAUUCAAAGAGCAGAAGAAGAUUCUUCAUUAUGCUAGGGAAGAUAUUAAUUCAUUGCAAUCAGACAUAAAAGGAUGAAAUGAAUGAUACUUUUUCCACUUCCUUCUAUUCUCUUCUAUUAUCUACUCAGAUGGUUUUAUUAUGGUUAAUCGUUUUAACAGUCGUUGUUUUGUAAUUCAGAAAGACUUUUUAUAAUUUUGGCCAACUAAGAAUCUUAAGAUCUAGAAUUAUUUAUGAUGAACAGUUUCAACCCCAUUGACCCUAAAAAAAAAAGCUAAACAGCUUGUCUAACAGUUUAAUACAUCUAUAUGUAAUUUAAACUGAGUCAAUUAACAAUACAUAAGUAUCUUAUACAUUUGUACAUGACUAACAUGAACACAAACAAAAAUAUCACGAAUGGCGAUUAAACAAUACUGUGAUGGAGAUAAUAACGGCAGAAAAAGGGCGUGAACAAUGUCUAAACAGGAACACAGGGAUAUCUUGGGGCUGCAGUAGUCCCUAAAUCACAUUCUUCAAUCUUCAUGGAGUCUCUCCUAAACCUUCUUUAGAACGUCCCUUGAGGUGGGGUCCAAGUCAAACAGGAUAUCCAUCUUUAAAUAGAGCUCUCCGUUUGUGCGACCAGUCAAAGAUAUCGGAGUAGUCCAACCAUGUCGGACACUGAGAAACAGUUCAUGGAGACGACAGAGAACGGCCACGAAGGGGAGCAGGAGGAGGACUAUAACGGCGGGGCCGCGCACACCUAGGAGGGGAACGGAGGCGAACGGAGGCGAAGCGUGGAAGAGUGCAAGGAGUGCGCCGGGCCCGAAGCCCACGGCGCGGUGGAAGCGACGGACGGCGACUCUCAGAACGGAGCGUCGGAGGGCGGUACGAACAACGCCAGCGAAGAAGAGGAUCCAGGGAAAAUUUUUGUUGGACGUCUCACAUGGCACAGUCGUAAUAAGGAUCUCAAAUAUUACUUCUCUAAAUUUGGCGAGGUGACUGACUGCACCAUUAUGACUGACAAGGAGACAGGGCGACCAAGAGGCUAUGGCUUCAUCCUCUUCAAAGAAGCAGCCAGUGUAGAAAAGGUCUUAGAGCAGAAGGACCACCUGCUACAUGACCGACAAAUUUACCCCAAGAAGACCAUCGCGAAGCCGAAGAGGGGGAUUGUCCUUCGUGUUGAGGAGCUUUUGCGCAUUUUGAACCUACCAUAAAUAAAGCCUUGACAUUAUUACCCAUCGAUA
This is a messenger RNA of Gadus macrocephalus (Pacific cod), 2652 nucleotides long. It is a transcript of the gene nme5, whose product is annotated as NME/NM23 family member 5. Gene Ontology annotation, molecular function: nucleoside diphosphate kinase activity. The transcript is spliced from 8 exons. NCBI's taxonomy places the organism in Eukaryota, Metazoa, Chordata, Actinopteri, Gadiformes, Gadidae. The coding region runs from base 551 to 1162 and encodes 203 amino acids. The record is from RefSeq and is a predicted model, not a curated record. Gene Ontology annotation, biological process: negative regulation of oxidative stress-induced intrinsic apoptotic signaling pathway; CTP biosynthetic process; GTP biosynthetic process.